This is a messenger RNA of Seriola aureovittata, 2634 nucleotides long. RefSeq names its product solute carrier family 5 member 5 (gene slc5a5). The coding region runs from base 210 to 2144 and encodes 644 amino acids. The record is from RefSeq and is a predicted model, not a curated record. NCBI's taxonomy places the organism in Eukaryota, Metazoa, Chordata, Actinopteri, Carangiformes, Carangidae. Gene Ontology annotation, cellular component: membrane. Gene Ontology annotation, molecular function: symporter activity. Gene Ontology annotation, biological process: iodide transmembrane transport; sodium ion transport. The transcript has 17 exons.
CGCGCGCAGCGUCAUGCACAUGGGCAGGCUGCAUUAACGAAGGUGUGUGGAGGAGGCGAAGCAGCUGCUGAGGAGCGAAGAAGAGAGUCAGCACAUUCUCCUUGCACUUUGUGGAAGAAACUCGACUGCAUGAACUACCAGUGAUCCACCAAACAUCUGAAUUCACCUAUACACCUAUACUACAAGGCGGACGGCAUCAAAGUAAAAUAAUGGAAGCGCAGACUGCCAGUGAACCAUCCAGAUCAGGAUUUGUCCUGGCUGACUACGCUGUCUUUGCCACCAUGUUGUUAGUCUCUAUGGCCAUAGGACUCUUCCAGGCCCUACACAAGAGGCCAAGAAACGCCAGUGUUGAUGACUUCUUCACCGGUGGUCGGAGCAUGCCGGCAGUGCCUGUUGGGCUGUCGCUCUGUGCCAGUUUUAUGUCAGCAGUCCAGGUUCUGGGUGUUCCCGCUGAGGCUUCCCGCUAUGGCUUUAAAUUCCUCUACAUGUGCCUCGGACAAAGCAUCAACUCCCUGCUGACAGCUUACCUCUUCCUGCCAGUUUUCUUUCGACUGGGCAUCACCAGCACCAAUCAGUAUCUGAAGAUGAGAUUUGGCAGAGGGAUGCAGCUGUUGGGGAGUAUCCAGUUUCUUGUGGCGACGCUGCUUUACACAGGGAUUGUCAUCUAUGCACCAGCCUUGAUCCUCAACCAAGCCACUGGACUCAAUAUGUGGGUGUCUUUGUUUUCUACUGGGAUCAUUUGCACCCUGUACACCACACUGGGUGGCAUGAAAGCUGUGAUCUGGACCGAUGUAUUCCAGAUCAUUGUCAUGUUGUCCGGUUUUGUGGCCAUUUUAAUCCAAGGCACGGUUCUGGUCGGUGGUCCUGCACUGGUGCUGGAGAUCGCCAAGAAUGGAUCGCGCAUUAAUUUUAAUGAUUUUGAUGUUGACCCACGGCGGCGCUAUACCUUCUGGAGCCUCUCUGUCGGGGGUGCAUUUGUUUGGCUGUCCAUGUACAGUGUAAACCAAGCUCAAGUGCAGCGGUACAUCUCCUGCAGAACACAGAGAGAUGCCCAGUGGGCUCUGUUUGUGAACCAAGUGGGUCUGUGCUUCAUUGUGAGCAGUGCAGCAACCUGCGGCAUCGUCAUGUUUGCAUACUACAUAAACUGCGAUCCACUGAAGUCUGGACUAAUAUCUGCUCCUGAUCUGUAUAUGCCAUACUUUGUGCUGGACAUAUUCAGAGGUCACGCAGGCUUUCCGGGUCUUUUCCUUGCCUGUGCAUACAGCGGGACUCUGAGCACAGCCUCCACAAGUAUCAACGCCAUGGCUGCAGUAACCAUGGAGGAUCUGCUGCGACCUCAUCUAGUUCACAUGACCCAGAAGAAACUGAUCCUUCUUUCCAAAGGACUGUCUUUCCUGUAUGGAGUUGGUUGUAUCACCGUAGCUGCUCUCUCCUCUCUCCUGGACUGGGGAGUUCUGCAGGGAUCAUUCACUGUUAUGGGUGUAGUCAGUGGUCCAUUACUGGGUGUAUUCAUUUUGGGGAUGUUUGUUCCAGCAGCAAACAAGCUGGGGGCGUACUCUGGAAUAUUAGCGGGCUUUUGUGUCUCUCUGUGGCUUGCUGUCGGUUCGACCCUUUACCCGCCCAGUGAGGAGACGAUGGGUGUCUUGCCCAGCUACACGGACGAGUGUCAACAUGGCAACGUCACCCUGAACAGCAGCCCUAACAAGGACCAGCACUCCAUCUCCACCCCACUUCGCCCCAAUAAUGAGGGGGGCCUGCUGAACUUCUACUCCAUGUCCUACCUCUACUUUGGUGCCAUGGCAACUAGUUCAGUUGUACUAGUUGGGCUGAUAGUGAGUUAUGCAACAGGGCCAACAAAGAGGAGUCAUAUUAAAGAGGGUUUAUUGUGGUGGGACCUGAACAAAAAGCAAGUGGAGGUCCCAUCAGUGCGCAGAACUGGAACAAUGUCCAGGAUGUUUCCCUGUCUUCUGCACAAUUCAUGCUCGGAUACACUGCAGCCACCUGGGAACCUGAAUAGGAAUAACUGGGGAGACAAGACGACAGUUAAACCACAGCUUGUGCCUUUGAGGAGUCUGCCCAGAGAUGACGCAAAUGAAAAACAGCUGACAGAUGAGGAGGAUAUGAAAUCACCACUCCGAGUGUAGAUGCUGGACAACUGAAGACUUUUACUCCAAAUAGCACCAAUGACAGUGGAAUUUCCUCUCUAGUAGAAGUAAUCAUUUAUAGUUGUAUAUAGUUAUAGUUCAAUUCAACACUUUACUUCUGCCCCACAUUUGGAGCAUUUUCAAUAAUGUAUGCUUUAAAACGCCCUUUAAUAUUGUGCUGAGGAACAUAUGGACUGUAAUCAAAUACCCUCAGGUAUGUUGACAGACUCUUUCAUCAAGACAUUCAUUCUGGUAUGUUCCAUAUCUGUAACAAUGCACAUCUGUACUUAGACCAGUGUAAAUGGAUAUGUGAUAGGCAGCUUGAGCUAAAGUGAGUCUGGUGUGUGUGUGUGUGUGUGUGUGUGUGUGUGUGUGUGUGUGUGUGUGUGUGUGUGAGUGUGUGUGUGUCUUCUUUCCUUGUUCUCCUCUAUGUGAUCAUAUCUGUACAUUAUAUUUGUUAUUGAAAUGAACCUAAAGCCUCCUCUUUGUG